AGGACUCCAAAAAAGGCUGAAGCGCCAAAGAAAGUGGAGAAGAAGAAAGAAGUAGCAAAGAAGCCAGAUGCAAAGAAACCUGCAGAGAAGAAGGUGGCUGAUAAAGGUGCUGCGAAGAAACCUGUAGCUGAUGCGAAGAAACCUGUAGCUCCUGUGAAGAAAACUAGAACUCCUUUGAAGAAAACUAGAACUGUUGCCAAGAAAACUCGAGUGGCUGCAAAGAAAACUGGAGAUGCUGGGAAAAAAACUGAUGGUGAAAAAAAAAUCCCCAAAGUACCUGAAAGUGUAUUGAAGAGAAGGAAAACCAGGAAAGCUCAAGCUAUUAAACGAAAGGCUAAUAUUCUCCAGAAAAAAGCUAAACUCAAGAAGAAGAAGAUAACAAUCUUUCAUCGAGCUGAGAAAUAUGUAAAAGAGUAUCGCAUGCAGGCACGUGAGGAGAUCAGGCUGCGUCGUGAAGCUCGCCGAGCUGGAAACUAUUAUGUUCCCAGUGGUGCAAAAUUGGCUUUUGUCAUAAGAAUUAGAGGUAUCAAUGGAGUCCAUCCACGACCCAGAAAGGUAAUGCAGUUGUUUAGGCUGAGACAGAUUAACAAUGGUGUCUUUGUCAAAGUCAACAAAGCAACUUUACAGAUGAUCAAGAUUUGCGAACCUUAUAUCACUUGGGGGUACCCUAACCUGAAGAGUGUUCGUGAAUUGGUCUAUAAAAGAGGAUAUGGUAAAAUAGAAGGACGACGUAUUCCAUUGACUGAUAAUGCUCUCAUUGAAAGGAAGCUUGGUCGCUUUGGUAUCAUUUGUAUGGAAGAUUUAAUCCAUGAAAUCCACACUGUUGGCAAACACUUCAAAUACGCUUCCAACUUCCUAUGGCCAUUCAAGUUAAACAAUCCACGAGGUGGCUGGGUGCGCAAAUACAACCACUAUAAUGAUGGAGGUGAUUUUGGCAACAGAGAGAACCAAAUUAAUCCCCUUCUCAGAAAAAUGACAUAAAAGAGAAACUUGUAAUAAAUUUCACCAGGUUAACUAAAA
Molecule: messenger RNA, 1020 nt
Organism: Octopus bimaculoides (California two-spot octopus)
Lineage: Eukaryota; Metazoa; Mollusca; Cephalopoda; Octopoda; Octopodidae
Product: large ribosomal subunit protein uL30
Biological process (GO): maturation of LSU-rRNA from tricistronic rRNA transcript (SSU-rRNA, 5.8S rRNA, LSU-rRNA)
Cellular component (GO): cytosolic large ribosomal subunit
Molecular function (GO): RNA binding; structural constituent of ribosome
Source: RefSeq, a predicted model, not a curated record